AUGGGGCAAGAAGAAUCUUUGCCGCCAUAUCCAACGGAAGAAUCAGUGAUAAUUAUCAAUGAUGAGUCCGUGACUUCAAUGCCAUAUAACAUUCCCGAUCCAACAAAAGUUAGAUGCAUUGUUAUUCAAAAAGCUCACCUGAAAAAGAUGAUUGAACUACCGUCACUAACAUCACUAUGUUAUAAUUCAGCAAAUUUAACAGAUGUUCCUUCAUGUAUUUUAAAAUUAAUAGAAAAUUGUUCGGAAUUAGAAACAUUAGACUUAGGCUUUAACAAGUUAAAGAAUGUAGACAAGGUAAUACUAGGAAAUAAAUCAAUUAAACAACUAUCUCUUUAUCAUAAUAACUAUACUGAAAUAGAUUUAUCUAAAUCACAUUUACUAGUAGCCGAUUUAGGGUGCAAUAUGCUCACACAUUUUCCAAAACUACCUCACUCCUUGAAAUCUCUUUCUUUAGAUUUUAAUAAUAUCUCAACUUUCAACGAAACAAACGACAACAUGCAUAGACUAUCAUUAAAGAACAAUCAUAUUUCAUUACUUGAUCCAAAUGUACUUUUCGGAACUUUAAAAGCAUUAGAUAUUUCAUAUAACCAAAUUACAGAGCUUCCUAAUCUGAUUUCACAGUUUCCAUUUCUUAGAACUAUUGAAGCAUCUCAUAAUAAGAUUACAAAAGUCGGAUCAAUGCCUCCUCUCAUAGAAUCAAUUGAUUUAAGUUUUAAUUUUCUCACAGACUUUCCAGUUAACUUUAAUUCUUUACCAAAACUCAAAACAGCUAAUUUUGCAUACAAUCAAAUAGAAAUUAUACCAAAAUUACCUCAAAAUCUCCAAUCUUUGAUCAUAAAUGAUAAUAAUGUCUCUCAUUUUAAGAAAGCGCAUACUUCUAAGCUUUCUUAUCUUCUAAUUAGAGGAAACAAACUCAAAAAACUUCCGAAAUUUAAAGAAAAUAGAUUAUUUGAAUUAAAUUUCUCUUCAAAUCUUCUUACUUCACUUGUUAACCUCGACCAUCUUGAUUUUGUUAGGUCAAUUGACUUAUCCGACAACAGAUUGUCGACUCUUCCUGAAGAUUUGUUCAAAUUACCAUGUUUGAUUUAUUUUUCAGCAUCAAGGAAUUUAUUGAAGACUCUUCCAGACUCAGUAACUGAUUCCAAACUUGUUUCUCUGAAUUUGAGUCAAAAUAAUAUUGAAAUUUUGCCAAAGUUGCCAACAACACUUGAAAGACUAAUAUUAGCACACUGCAACCUCAAAACCAUCGAUAACUUCUAUGAUGAAAGCAAUGAAGAGCUAAUUGAAGUUUAUGCACCAGGAAAUUGUUUAGAAACGAUCAAAUUCUUACCAUGGUUUGAAAAAGUAAUUCUUUCACGUAAUUUAUUUAAAUUCAUUCCAGAAUUUAAUGAAAAACUGAAGUAUUUAGAUUUAUCACAUAAUAUUCUUCAAAAUUUACAAAGAAUUCAUUCAAAACACCUUGAAUUCUUAGAUUUAUCAUACAAUUAUAUCACAAAUUUAGAUAUUUUAACAGAAAAAUUAGAAUUUUUAGAUUUAUCUUAUAAUGAAUCAUUAAAUACAACAAUUGAUGAGUCCAAGACACCAUUACUAAAAAGUAUUGACAUUGUAUAUACGAAAAUCAAUCUAUUACCUCUUCCACAUUGUUUUCAUGUUUCAAGUGAAAUUUCGAAUGAAAAAUUUUUGAGAAGUAAUCCAACAAAAGAUUUCGGAUCCAUUUCAUUGAUAAAAGGAGAUCAAUACGUAUCACAAGACUACGCUUCUAUUGUACACGACCUUAAACCAGGCUUUACACUGCUUACAAUUGUUUCUGGACUUUAUUCAGGAAGAGGAGCAUCAAUUGCCGCGAGAACAGCAAUAAAAACAUUUGAAGAUGUUUCACAAAUAUCAGACAAAAGUCAUUUAACUGCUAUAUCCAAUAAAAUUGCUAAAGCAUUGGAUGACAUCAGGUUUUAUGAAAUAAGAAGUAUUGGAUUUGCUUUUCUCAUGAAAAAAAUUUUGUUUGUCGAUCUUUUUGGAGAAAUUUGUAGUUUUGUUGUCAACAAAGAUGGAAAGAUUAGAAUAAUAAUGAAAGGACCAGAUAGUGCCCAGUUUGGUCCAAAAUCUAUCCCUGUUGAAAUCUCUAAUAAAUUUUUAUUUGGAAACAAAAACAAAGUCACUCAUUUGGAAACAAAUAUUGAAGAAAAUGAUAAAUGGAUCAUUUUCUGUUCAAUGUCAAUUAUCAAAUACAUUCCAAUGGAAGUUAUUGAAUUAAUUGCUUCAAAUGCUCAAAAUCCAUCUGAUCUUUCAUUCGAUCUUAGAAAUAUUGCUUAUUCUUACUCUCAAUCAGAGAACUUAACUGUUUGUUCUAUCAAAGUUUAG
Messenger RNA from Trichomonas vaginalis G3, 2358 nucleotides. RefSeq lists its product as uncharacterized. The coding region runs from base 1 to 2358 and encodes 785 amino acids. Gene Ontology annotation, molecular function: protein binding. NCBI's taxonomy places the organism in Eukaryota, Parabasalia, Trichomonadida, Trichomonadidae. The transcript has a single exon. The record is from RefSeq and is a predicted model, not a curated record.